Messenger RNA from Clarias gariepinus (North African catfish), 1656 nucleotides. Its product is annotated as ornithine transcarbamylase, mitochondrial-like. The coding region runs from base 43 to 1101 and encodes 352 amino acids. Gene Ontology annotation, molecular function: ornithine carbamoyltransferase activity; amino acid binding. The transcript has 10 exons. Gene Ontology annotation, biological process: L-citrulline biosynthetic process. Lineage: Eukaryota; Metazoa; Chordata; Actinopteri; Siluriformes; Clariidae. The record is from RefSeq and is a predicted model, not a curated record. Gene Ontology annotation, cellular component: mitochondrion.
UGUUGUUUCACUUUAUACCGCGCAAAAUAAUUUUCUAGCAUUAUGAUUGCUUUAAGGAACACAUUUAUCCACCAGCGUAUAAUUGUUCAGUAUAAACAGAUAAGAAAUUUUGGGGUGAAGAAGACAUGUUUAGAACCUGUGAGCCUAAAGGGACGCAGUCUCUUAACGUUGAAAGACUUUAACCCAGACGAGAUCAAGCACAUUCUGUGGGUGUCUGCUGACCUUAAGCAUCGAUUCAAGCAGGAUGGACAGCUUCCCGCCCUUCUUAAAGACAAAUCUAUUGCUAUGAUUUUUGAGAAGAGAAGCACGAGGACCCGGGUUUCUACAGAAACAGGGUGUGCCCUGUUGGGUGGUCAUCCAUGUUUCCUCACUUCUAAGGAUAUUCACCUGGGUGUAAAUGAGAACACAAAAGACACAGCCAGAGUGCUCUCAAGCCUGACUGAUAUUGUGUUAGCGCGAGUGUACAGUCAUUGUACUCUGGAGCAGCUGGAUAAGGAAGCCUCAGUACCAAUCAUCAAUGGCCUCUCUGAUCUUUACCAUCCCAUACAGAUACUAGCUGAUCUGCUCACGUUGCAGGAGCAUUAUGGAUCUUUAAAGGGCCUGACACUGUCUUGGAUAGGUGAUGGCAACAAUGUUCUUCACUCCUUCAUGAUGUCAUUGGCCAAAUUGGGUGUCAAUCUGAGAAUAGCCACACCAAAGGGUUAUGAGCCGGGUGCUACUAUCACUCAGGAGGCAUUGCGUCUUUCUAAACAGUUUGGGACAGAUUUGCAGUUGUUCUCAGAACCAAUGGAAGCAGCUAAAGGCAGUAACGUGCUGGUGACAGACACAUGGAUUGGCAUGGGCCAAGAGAAUGAGAGGAAUAAAAGGUUGAAAGAUUUCCAUGGCUACCAGGUCACCAUGGAGACAGGAAGUGUAGCUGCUCCAGACUGGACCUUUAUGCACUGCCUUCCACGAAAAUCAGAGGAAGUGGAUGAUGAGCUUUUCUACUCACCACGCACACUUUCAUUCAAAGAGGCUGAAAACCGCAAAUGGACCAUCAUGGGGUUGAUGGUGUGCAUCUUGACUGACUACAGUCCUCAGAUCCCUGAACUGAAACUGUGAAUCCUGAGACUAUAACAAUGCCCAUGUUAACUAAUUUAAUCUCUUGCCAAUAGAGGGCACAGUUAUCCUAAAAAGUAGAGCAUAGGCAUAUGAGCCAAAAAUUUUAUUACUUUUACACUAUAUUAUAUAAUUUACACUUGUUUUUUUUUUUUUUAUUCAAUCUGAAUUUGCUGUCAGUUUUGUUUAGUGUAAACAAGAAGUUUAUUGUGCACAUUUUGAUGCUUGCUUUUGUUGUCAUUUACAUGCCAUACUACAAGUAUUCAGGUCUUAUGUAAAAAGUUAUUCAGUUUUACUGAAUUAUUUCCAGUUCUACUGAUUUUCUUAGAAUUAUUUUGCAGACCAUAAAGGUAUAUUGUCACUUUAAGUAAAACCUGCUAAGCUUUUUGCAAACACUCCAGCUCGGCUCCAUUCUUGGAUUCUAGCAAAAAGCUAAUAUGUUCGUGAAAUAUAAUAAAUAUUCAAAAAAAAGUUAUUUAAAAUGAUUACAAUAUUUUUUGCAGAAUAUGAAGCCAAUAUAUUUUGGUUAUCAAUAAAUUAUCCAACUGCUGCUGUUUA